Oncorhynchus nerka (sockeye salmon) is the source of this 2490-nucleotide messenger RNA. RefSeq names its product paired box protein Pax-5-like. The record is from RefSeq and is a predicted model, not a curated record. NCBI's taxonomy places the organism in Eukaryota, Metazoa, Chordata, Actinopteri, Salmoniformes, Salmonidae. The transcript is spliced from 5 exons. Bases 57 to 527 code for a protein of 156 amino acids.
UCUCUCUCUCUCUCUCUCUCUCUGUCUCUCUCUCUCUCCAGACAGAGUAUUCGGCCAUGGCUCUAGCCGGUGGAUUGGAGGAGAUGAAAACCAAUCUGGCCAAUCCAGGGUCAGCGGGGGAGCUAGGAGCCAGUGUUCCGGGCCCACAGUCCUAUCCACUGCCAGGUCGAGACCUCUGCAGCACCACCCUCCCCGGCUACCCCCCACACGUCCCCCCAACGGGCCAGGGCAGCUACUCUGCCUCCUCACUGACUGGUAUGGUACCUGGAGGAGAUUUCUCCGGGAGUCCCUAUUCCCACCCUCAGUAUUCCACAUACAACGAGUCCUGGAGAUUUCCAAACCCCAGCCUGUUAGUGUUCCAACAGGACUAUGGGUCUCUCCUGGGGACGGAGAUCGGAUGUUCCUCUGGGCUCUUCACCGCCAGCCAGACGGGACAGAUGCAAGGGUCGCCGUACUACUACAGCACGGCAUCGCGAGGGGCGGGACCGGCUGCCACGGCAACUGCCUCCGCCUACGACCGCCACUGACCCCGCCCAUCAACGAUGAAGAGGAGGAUGAGGAAGAGGAGGAAGAAAGGAGAGAUAGCACCAGCACUGUCCAAUACUAGCCUGCCUACUGACGGAGGAGAAUCAGGAAGGAGGGAAGGAGGAAGGAGAGGAGGAGGAGGAAGUGGAUGAAGAGGAAGAUGAGGACGAGGAGGAGGAAGAUGAGGAGUAACAGAAAGGAGAGGAGGGGAGAGGAGGAGAAGGAAGUGGAUGAAGAGGAAGAUGAGGAGUAACAGAAAGGAGAGAAGGGGAGAGGAGGAGGAAGUGGAUGAAGAGGAAGAUGAGGAGUAACAGAAAGGAGAGAAGGGGAGGAGGAGGAGGAAGUGGAUGAAGAGGAAGAUGAUGACGAGGAGGAGGAUCUGCUUUACAUCAGUAAACUCCCGACUGCACGCUUUUGAUUGACACUCGAGCCGACCAAUCCCUGCUGAGCUGAGACACUGACCUAUUGCUAUUGCACCUGUUAUGAUAACGUGGAUGGAUGUACCCACAGAGACUGAUCCCAGGUCAGAUUAGACAUUUUACCACCUGGGGAGGGUUAGGAUCUGGGGAAGGCAAGCUGAUCCCAGGUCAGAUUGUUGGUAUAUACACCCGGACUAUUUGACUGUCGUCCCAGAGCUCUCCUGGUUGUCAUCCUGUCCCUCUGACCAGGGACUGAUUCAGACCUGGGACACCAGGUAACUAGACUGUCUUGGCCAAUCACUGACAUUAAUCAAUUAAUCAAUUAAUCAAUGAACUACUAUCUAGGGAGACGAGACUCCCAGCAGAGUUAAAGACCUGGGGACAUGGAGCUGGACAGUCUCCACAUUACAACACAUUAUACCGAGGGUCCCAAUAGUAUCCCCUUUCUCCUGAAGUGUACACUCGUUCACUACUUCCCACAAAUCUAAAACCAUUGGUUUGGUUAGUGGCUUUUUGUUGUUUUGUUAUACCAGUAAUUUCCUUUGAACUCAGUGAAGGGAAGUGAAGAAACCCACUUUCUGGAGGAAGGACGGACGGACAGACAGACAGACAGACAGACAGACAGACAGACAGACAGACAGACAGACAGACAGACAGACAGACAGACAGACAGACAGACAGACAGAAUAGGGACCUCUAGAGUUUCUGGUGAAUAAAAUAUAGAGUAAUAUAUUUAAUUCCCAUUUCGCUGCACUCAAAAGUUACUGUAUAAUUACGUCUCCGUCAUCCUGAAUAUGCUAAUGAGUAACCAGGAAGUAGCAAUGGUGGCCACGCCCCCUCCUCUCUUUCUCUCUCUCUCCAAAAUCCCCAAAGAUAGUGGUGCCCCCCGCUCCCCAGUGGUGUGGCUAACUAACGACAAGAAGCACAAAGUGAUCCAAAUCACCUUCAUAGACGCCAUUUUGACUUGUUCUUCUUCUCUUUCUCCUUCUUCUCCUUCUCUUUCUCCUUCUUCUCCUUCACUUUCUCCUUCUUCUUCUUAUUCUUCUCCUUCUUCUUCUUCUUCUCCUUCUCCUUCUUCUUCUCUUUCUCCUUCUUCUUCUUCUCCUUCUUCUUCUUCUUCUUCUUCUCCUUCUUCUUCUUCUCUUUCUCCUUCUUCUUCUUCUCCUUCUUCUUCUUCUUCUUCUCCUUCUUAGUGCUUGUCUUCCAUUAGACAUUCGUUCUUCAGCGGGGAGAAUAAACUGAAGCCUAUUGUUUUAUUUACUCCUCCUCCUCCUCCUCCUCCUCCUCCUCCUCCUCUAUGUGUUCUGCGCUGUGACAAUGCAUGAAUUAGGCCUUUUUACUGAUACACUGACCAGUAUGCAGGGAAACUGUCCCUAGUGACUGAUCUAAGGUCAGUUAUAUAUCCCCCCUCCUCUAAUGGUAAAGGAUAGGACCCGGGGGAGGCUAAACUGAUCCUAGAUCUGUGGUUAAGGAGCUAGCCUUAGUGCCAUUUCUCCGUCUGUAUGAGAUUUGUAUAUUAAUCACUUAAUAAAAAAUGACUAAAUAA